GUGUAGCGUGGCUGAAGGCAAUCAUCAUGAAGAGACUAAGAUAACUAUAACAUCUCUUAAGCGGGAGGCAUGAUGGUUGUGGGUCGAUUGAGCUCGGCCUUCUCGGAGACGCUGCACCUCACUAAACAUGUAGCCCAUGUCUCUCUCUUCAUCACAGUGGUGCUGCUAUUUGAAGUGGGAGCAGGGGGCUUGUGGGGAGACCCACCCACUUCACCAUCAUACCCACCUCUAGUCACCCUUCUCUUCCAACUCCUCAGACUAUUGCCUCUUUUGGCACUGCCACAGGCUGUUUUUAACCUCUUGGGUCUUAUAUGCUUUAAUGCCUUUCCUGAACGUGCCAAGCUAAAAGGGUCACCACUUCUGGCACCAUUUCUCUGCCUCAGAGUAGUAACACGAGGAGACUACCCUGAUCUUGUUAGACAAAAUGUCAACCGCAAUCUUACUACGUGCCUGAGGGUCGGCUUAGAGAAAUUCAUGAUCGAAGUUGUCACAGACAAGAAGAUCGAUCUACCUGAAAAUCAGAGAGUUAGACAGGUGGUGGUACCCUCCAGUUACCGUCCAAAGAGUGGGGCAUUAUUCAAAGCUCGGGCUCUUCAGUACUGUCUAGAAGAAGAUGUCAACAUUUUGCUUGACACAGACUGGAUUGUCCAUCUUGAUGAAGAAACCUUGGUGACUGAUUCUGCCAUUCGAGGAAUUCUCAAUUUUGUUAUUGAGGGCAGACAUCAGUUUGGCCAGGGGUUGAUUACAUAUGCCAAUGAAAAUAUCCAAAACUGGUUUACAACUCUGGCUGACAGCUUCCGAGUCUCUGAUGACAUGGGCAAACUGAGGUUUCAGUUCAAAGUGUUUCACAAACCACUCUUUGGUUGGAAGGGAUCCUAUGUUGUUACACAGACUGGGGCAGAGCGACGGGUUACUUUUGAUCAUGGCCCUGAUGGAAGUGUAGCAGAAGAUAACUAUUUUGGUAUGGUGGCCUUGCGGGAAGGCUAUUCAUUUGAUUUCAUUGAAGGAGAGAUGUGGGAAAAGUCCCCAUUUACUAUAUAUGACUUUUUACAACAACGCAAGAGAUGGCUCCAAGGUAUUCUCUUAGUGGUCCAUAGUCCACACAUACCGGUGAGCACAAAGUGGCUUCUGGCAGUCUCUCUCUAUUCUUGGGUUACUAUGCCCUUGGCUCUGGCAUCUGUCAUAUUAAGCACCAUCUUUCCUGUGCCUGUUCCUGGAGCUCUUAAUGUAAUUGCAGCAUUUGUUGGUGGUGUCAACUUUUAUAUGUACAUAUUUGGGGUGAUUAAGUCAUUCAGAGUUGACAGAGUUGGAUGGUUACGGAUGACCAUGUGUAUGGCAGGUGCCCUUGUCACAAUGCCCUUCAAUUUCUUGGUGGAAAAUAUUGCUGUGAUCCGUGGACUGGUAGGGAACAAGCAUAAAUUUUACAUUGUCAAUAAGUUGACAGGGAUUCCCGAUAAAGUUGUUAGUACGGUUUAAGUCCAGUGAUUAUUGCCUGCCUAGUCAUGUCUGUUUUCUCCCCUUUGUCUUACCUUGCUGCAGCUCACCACCAAAACUGCCUAUUAUACCCAGAAGAACAUUUUAAUUACUCAUGUCUUCUGAUUAAUUAUAAUAUCAAGUGAUCAUGUUUCUGUUGGUUACAACAGGUGCUCUUUUACAAGAAAAAUACAGUACUGUAUAAAGAUUAUACUAGGAUACAAGUCAUUCAUUUUAACGUGAAAGUACACAGCAGGUUUUGGUUAAAGCUUGGUGCAUAUGCUGCUUGUAGAUGUGCAUACCAAAUGCAUCCUACUGCAUCAGUGUUAACAAGUGCUCCAUGGAUUUUGUACUGUGGCCAUCAGCAAAUAACUAUGCAGUAAUCUCAACAUUCUUGCAUUAAAUUUAGGAAAAUCAUUUGCUCAUUUAUGGUCUUGCCUAGUUUUUUUUUUAGGAACUUUUACGCACAAUUCACCCAUUACUAAUGGUCUAGUGAGAAACAGUGAUAUAUAAAAUACAUAAGAACAUUUUGCAGGAUCUGAACUCAUGAUAAACUUCAAGAUAUGAUUUCUAGUGCUGUAUUUGAGGUGCUGCAAGUUAUUAUUUGAAAUAUGCUCAGGGAUGUAAUUUAUCUGAGAGUCCUGUGGCAGUUCUACAAAUUAGGGUAUGAGGUGGCAGAGCUAAACUGCAAUGGAAUUACAAUAGAGUCUGUAAUCAGGCACAAAUCAAAAUUUAGGUGCUGAAGCAGAAUCUUUGCUGACCUUAUGAUUCUCAUAUACAUAUAACUUCAGCAAAAACUGGUUAUUCAACUCAAUAAUAUAAACAGUGAAGAGGAGGAGUGCUUGUUAGCACAUUGUAGACCAUGUGCAAUGUAGGCAUGAUCAUGGUGGUGCAUAGAUGCUUUAGCUAUCCCCACCUUUGUGAUAAAAUUCACUGCCAAUGGAAAAUAAAAAAAAUAACAAGCUGGUUUUUAAGCCUCCAUUAUUUCCCAGUACCAGGGCAUCGUUCAGUCUUUCUGAGCUUGCCAUUUUUUUUUCUGUAGCAGUUAGUUGAAAGCCAGUGUCAUUAAUAUAAUUUAUUAUAUUCAUUGUUGUCUAUAUUUUUGUUAAGUGUUAUUUUUUUUGUAGAUUCAGAUGGUUUUUCAUUUGAUUGUAUUUAAUGUUAAUAGGGGAAACAUUUUGUACAGAAGAAAAUGAUGGAUGAGUGUCAUGAUGUUGUCAGUUGAUAAUGGCUCAUGAGUAGUUACUACAAAUAUAUUUAUAAUGUCCCUGCUGUGCUUUGUGGAGGUGAAUAUUGCAUAAAAAUUUAUUUUUAACAAAUUUAGGAAAUUCUUGCAGCAAUCAUUAUGGUGUACAACAGCCACUGUUUGCUGCUUGAAUUUGCCACUAAAGUGGAACUAAAAUAAAUAAUGUACACAUAGGUAUAUUCAGAAUAUUUCUGGAGUGACUAUUUUGUGUGUACGUGUGUGUGUGUGUGUGUGUAAUGUGUUUGCAAACACUGAUGGUUACAAAAGACAUAUCUGGAUAAACUUGGUGGUCAUUCAGUAUUGUUGAUUUUAUUACACAGUUGGAAUUUAUGCCAAGUGUUAUUCUGCUCAGCUCUUCACUUUUGGAAGGCCCAAAAUUAAAAGUGCUGCCAAUGUUGGCAUUUCUAAAAAAAAAAAAAAAAAAAAAAAAAUAUUUGUAGUGGCAAUGAAACAUGAAAUAAAAUUCCAGUCAGUACUUACCUAGAUAUAAAGGUGUGAAGUUGAAAGUUGAAGGCCCACCAACAUCAGCAUUGGCAAUUGCCUUGCACUGUGCAUUAUAUAUAUAUAUCUUUCUUUCAACACACUGGCCAUAUCCCACCGAGGCAGGGUGGCCCAAAAGGAAAAACGAAAGUUUCUCCUUUUACAUUUAGUAAUAUAUACAGGAGAAGGGGAUACUAGCCCCUUGCUCCUGGCAUUUUAGUCGCCUCUUACAACACGCAUGGCUUACGGAGGAGGAAUUCUGUUCCACUUCCCCAUGGAGAUAAGGAAAUAAACAAGAACAAGAACUAGAAAGAAAAUAGCAGAAAACCCAGAGGGGUGUGUAUAUUUAUACUUGUACAUGUAUGUGUAGUGUGACCUAAGUGUAAGUAGAAGUAGCAAGACGUACCUGAAAUCUUGCAUGUUUAUGAGACAGAAAAAAGGACACCAGCAAUCCUAUCAUCAUGUAAAACAAUUAUAGGCUUUCGUUUUACACUCACUUGGCAGGACGGUAGUACCUCCCUGGGUGGUUGCUGUCUACCAUCCUACUACCUAGAAUAUAAAGCCCCUCGCCCACAAAACCUCCUUUACCCCCUCCCUCCAACCUUUUCGAGGACGACCCCAACCCCGCCUUCCUUCCCCUACAGAUUUAUACGCUCUCCAUGUCAUUCUGCUUUGAUCCAUUCUCUCUAAAUGACCAAACCCCCUCAACAACCCCUCUUCAGCCAUCUGACUAAUACUUUUAUUAACUCCACACCUUCUCCUAAUUUCCACACAAUAUUUACACCACACAUUGCCCUUAGACAGGACAUCUCCGCUGCCUCCAACCGCCUCCUUGCUGCAGCAUUUACAACCCAAGCUUCACACCCAUAUAAGAGUUGGUACUACUAUACUUUUAUACAUUCCCUUCUUUGCCUCCAUAGAUAACUUUUUUAUCUCCACAUAUUCCUCAAUGCACCACUCGCCUUUUUUCCCUCAUCAAUUCUAUGAUUAACCUCAUCCUUCAUAAAUCCAUCCGCCGACACGUCAACUCCCAAAUAUCUGAAAACAUUCACUUCUUCCAUACUCCUCCUCCCCAAUUUGAUAUCCAAUUUUUCUUUAUCUAAAUCAUUUGAUACCCUCAUCACCUUACUUUUUUCUAUGUUCACUUUCAACUUUCUUCCUUUACAUACACUCCCAGACUCGUCCACUAACCUUUGCAAUUUUUCUUUAGAAUCUCCCAUAAGCACAGUAUCAUCAGCAAAAAAGCAACUGUGACACUUUCCCAUUUUGUAUUUGAUUCCCCAUAAUUUAAUCCCACCCCUCUCCCAAACACCCUAGCAUUUACUUCUUUUACAACCCCAUCUAUAAACAUAUUAAACAACCAUAGUGACAUUACACAUCCCUGUCUAACACCUACUUUUACCGGGAAGUAGUCUCUCUCUCUUCUACACACCCUAAACUGAGCCUCACUAUCCUCAUAAAAACUCUUUACAGCAUUUAGUAACUUACCACCUAUUCCAUAUACUUGCAACAUCUGCCACAUUGCUCCCCUAUCCACUCUAUCAUAUCUUCUUUCUAAAUCCAUAAAUGCAAUAAAAACUUCCCUACGUUUAUCUAAAUACUGUUCACAUAUAUGCCUCAAUGUAAACACUUGAUCUACACAUCCCCUACCCACUCUAAAACCUCCUUGCUCAUCUGCAAUCCUACAUUCUGUCUUACCUCUAAUUCUUUCAAUAAUAACCCUACCAUACACUUUUCCUGGUAUACUCAGUAAACUUAUUCCUCUAUAAUUUUUAGUCUUUUUUGUCCCCCUUCCCUUUAUAUAAAGGGACUAUACAUGCUCUCUGCCAAUCCCUAGGUACCUUUCCUUUCAUACAUUUAUUAAACAAAAAUACUAACCACUCCAACACUAUAUCCUCCCCUGCUUUUAACAUUUCUGUCAUGAUCCCGUCAGUUCCAGCUGCUUUACCCCCUUUCAUUCUACAUAAUGCCUCAUGCACCUCCCCCACACUCACAUCCUGUUCUUAUUCACUCCUAAAAGAUGGUAUACCUCCCUGGCCAGUGCAUGAAAUUACCGCUUCCCUUUCAUCGUCAACAUUUAAAAGUUCCUCAAAAUAUUCUCGCCAUCUACCCAAAACCUCCAUCUCCCCAUCUACUAACUCCCUAAUACCAACACUAAUAUUGUCAUCAGUACAUUGUUUACAAAAACGUGUGAACACAACAGUAUAAACAUGCACAGAUCUAAAUGUUUCACAUUAUUACUGUUCUAACAUUAUAUACAGGUACUAGUCAUGUUCCUAGGACUGUUGCAGUCUGUGGAAGUCCUUGAAACACAACUCCAUACACAGUGGUGUUUUACACCACACAAAACAUGCAUUUCUGUGUUUUGCUGGGUGCCUUGUGUAUGCAUACAUCUCUUCUGAGCCCAUUUUGUUUCAUAAGUAGCAGAAAGUGUUAGGAAGUGAACAUCAAACUUAAAAUGAGAGGGUAUGUGGUGAUCAGUAUUGCAGUGCAUGUCUGCUGCAGGUGUUGUGACCUGGUAUUUGUGUAAUAUUUGUUUGAUAACAGAUAAACAAAAGUGGGCAAAUGGUGGUCUGUUGCUGGUCUGACCUGGUACAUAUUAUCUGCAUUGAGUACUUUAAUGGCCAAAAGAUGGAAGAAGAGUUUCAAAUAUCACUUGUAACUCCUGCAGACACAAUCAGCAAACCGAAUCUGCAUGUCACAUUUGUCCACCAAAUGCAUAUUGGUGGUGUAAUGCAUAAUAGCACCAAGUUUCAGAAUGGGUUCAUUAUUCUCUAUUCACCUUUGUGUUUUUCAUUUCAUGGUGAAUUAUUGUCAUCGAUAUUAUAUCACGUUUGUCAUGCCAUGAUGUCAUUGGCAUGAAAUGCCAGCACCUCACCAGUACCAAUGCCUUCGUUGAGCCUGGGCACAUGUUUACGUGUUCCACCCAUUGUACCACAUGUCUGUCAUGUUAAUAGGUUCACAAGCUUGUGUACCUGCUAUCCAUGUACAGUAAAAUGUAUGCCCCUUACUAAGAUAUUGUUCCAUCACUUUUCUUCACCUGAGAUACCCAACAACUUCCUGGUAUCUUUUAAUGUUUUUCAUUCUCUAUAAACAAUCACGCAACACGAACAGGUUGAUACUAAGCAUUUCCUUUUGCUUGGUAUAUACUGCUUGAAUGACAGUGUACCUUUGAAAAGUAUCAGACUCAUCAGUGACAAGGUUCUUGAAAGGAUAAAAAUACAUACUGAACUUCUGUUUCAGAUACAUAAAAACAUCCUGUUGGGCCUCAUUUUGUUUGAAAAGUGUAACAUAUGUAGCAGCAGGAUAAAUCUGUUGACGAGAAUGAGAUCACUACAGGUCAGGGUACAAAUUAGGCGAUCAUUUGACUAGUAUGAUUGAAUAUUGUGCUUAUGUAUAUGUACCAUAAGCAUUAUUGUGGCAAAGAAGAGAUACAUCUCAGCCACAGCUCUGUCCUUCCACUGGAAUAGCGAUGAUUGUGACGAAACCAGUAUGUUUGUCAUUGUUUAGUGGAAGUAUCUGAUGGUUUCUCUCAAUAUAAUUUGCAUCAGUGGGUCAUCAAAAUACAGAUCAAAGAAUUCAGGUUCACUGGCAUCAUUUCCCAGGGUACAGUUAGACUGAUUUUCAUUGUGUGUCAUCAAAUUGAUUGGGAUUGGACACAAAUUUGUAUUCUCCUGGCAGUCACAGAUAGUCUGGUGAUGGUUUUGUGUAGGUAGUAGAGGUGGUCAUGGGUCAUUGUAGUGUUGGCUGUGGGUCGUGCCUCCCAACCUGGGCUGGCACUGCUGCCACAUGCGGCACCAGCAUUGCCUACUACCCAUCCCAGUCAGUGCACCAUUUUCCUCACUAUCUGUUACCAGUGUUGGGUCCUGGGAUGUAUUCUGUCCCCUGGGGAUAACAUUGGACACAUUACAAGAAUGUGCGCAGUGCCAUAUAUGUUGAUGCUUCACAGGUGAAUGAUUAUCUGUACUAUUACUACUGGAUUGGUCAUUGAUUUCUAGGAAAUCAAAGUCCACAUUACUAUCAUCACCAUUACUUGUGUCUGUGCCCGGGCUACAGGAGAAUAUGCUGUAUAGCCCUUGUGGCUUAGCGCCUCUUUUUUAUUAUAACAAUAAUACAGGAGAAUAUGAGCUUUUGCUUACAAUGUGGUGGAGGUGGAUGUGUUCUUGAUGACCCAACCCUAAAUGUGGAUGGUUUUCAGCCAUAUUUAUGAUAUCCUGAGCAUCACUUUUGGUCAUUAAACGUUCGAAACCAAAGAACUCAUCCCACUUCCAUAAUCCUCAUUGUUGGAGCUGUCACUGAGGAAUAAAACCAGUUAAAUUCUCCGGGGAGUGAGGACUUUGCAUCCAUGUGGCAUGGUAAACGGUGUACUAAAUAUGGCAUUCCCACAAAGUACAUUGGUGACCCUGAUUUUUUUUAUGUACUGUACAUGAUGACCAUGCACACCCGUUCUCUCAUAUGUAGGCCUACCAGGCCUCUGCAAAAUUUUAAGCCCCUACAAUUUAUGCAUAUAUCAAUGUAAGUGACCAGGCAUCAGUAACAUAGAUCUACCUAAGAGACAGUGAAAGUGUUAAAAGCCCAGCCCUAUUAUAUUGCCACACCUUUUCCAAGGAUGCAACCCACAACAGUCAACUAACACCUAUAUGUAAAUGUCUACCUAUAGUUACUGCUAGGUGAACAGGGAGACCACAUGUAAGAUUUGCCUCUGUUUUGCCCUGCUUGAGAAUUGAUAUGGUCCUUUCAGUCAAGCCAAGUGCUAUACCAUUAAACUGCAAGUGUGUGGUGUGUGCUGCAUUACACAGUGAAGCACUGGAUUAUCACUAAUUUGACUAAAAGUUAAAAUAGUUAAUAAAAACUUCUUUGAAAAUGUUAUUUUUGGUGUAAAACACAAAAAAUGUGUGAAAUGCCAAGUCCUCUUUCUCAAAAGUGCUACAGUAACAGAACCACUGUAUAAAGACUACAUACUACUGGAAAAAAAGGGAUACACUGGAUUUUGAUGGGCUGAAUCACAAGACAAAAUUUGUAUUCAGUUACUUGGGUUCUUAUAAAACUGUAUAGUGUUUUGCCAGUUGUAUCCAGUCUGGAAACUUUUUUUUUUAUUACAUUGUAUAAGAAUGAGAUAAAAUGUAUGGGUGGAUGUGUGAGUGUAUGGGAAUGUGAAGGAGUGGAAUAACAGAAAAUUGUCACUUAUCUGUACUCGCAAUCUGUGUCUGUGGGGGUUGCACUUUCAAUUCCUAGGCCUUGUCUUUCGACCUUUGAUAGACUGAUGUACAGUAUUUGAUAUCCAGUUCAGUUUUACACUUGAAUCCAUGUAUGCAGUCUGCCUCUUAGUUUGUUCCACUGUCUCACUAAUCUUACAAUGAAGAAAACUUUGUAUAUCCCUUUGAGCAUUUAACUUUCAUUUGUGUUCAUCAUUUUGGUACCUCCUACCCUAGCAGCCCAACCUGAGGCCAGGCUUUCUUGUGGACUGCUGUUAACUAUCAUUCUCAAAUAACUGCUAGAACCCAGAUGACCCAGUACUUGCAAGAGAUAGGAAUGUAGUUUUCCCAUGGAAAUCUCUACCUUUGGCCUGACCAUGGUUCCUAUAUUUUUUUUCCUUUCUCAUUUCUAUCUACAGUAUAUUACCUGGUUUUGGUCCUUUCUGCUUGUCAGUUUCCUACUGCUGUGUUCCCUAUAUGAUCUAUGUUUGUCUAUCUAUUUCUGUUUCCUCUGUGUUAAGCAAUGUCUCAUUAUCUGUUUUGUUAAUACCACUAAUUAUUUUUUAUAUUAUGCUUACAUCUAGUUUUCCUCUGUAAGCCAUGUGUGUCGUAAAAGGUGAGUAGCAUACUAGGAGCAAGGGGCUAGUAACCCCUUCUCUAUACAUUACUAAAGUUAAAAAAGGAAACUUUUGUUUUUCUUUUUGGUCCACCCUGCCUCGGUGGGAUAUGGCCAGUUUGUGAGAUUUAGCACUUUUUAGUAUUUUCUUGUAAUUCAAGCUUUGGCUAUGCUCGUUUCUGGUUGUAAAUUUGUGAAUUUUUUUCAAGAUUACAGUGGUACCCCGAGUUUUGAACUUUCUUCGUUCCAGAAGGCUGUUCGAGUGCAAUUACUGAACGAAUUUUUCCCAUAAAGAAUAAUGUAAAUUAGAUUAGUCCGUUUAAGAUCCCCAAAAAUACAAAAGCACUUACAAUAAUACACUUACAUAAUUGGUCGAAUUGGGAGCAGUUCGAAACUCUGGGUACCACUGUAUUUGUAUAAUUGAGUAAGCUGGACUCAUCCUCAAACAGUGUAUUCAAGAACUGAUUUUUUCCUGUUCCACAUAAUUUGUUGGCCAGGAUCCUGAAGGCAAUGCAUAUCCUGCUGAAGAUAUCCGAUUUGUACAUGUAACAGACGAUAGGUUGUGUAAUGUCUUCCCCUCGGGUUAUUUUCUUUAUCAGGCAUAUCCUACUUAGUUUAUGCCUGUGUCUGACAGCCUCUUCCCAGUACCCAUCCUCAUUAUUUAAUACUUGUUGGUAUUGAACUCCAAGUAUUUUUGCAGUUAUCAAAAACUUCAUUUGGUUUCCUGAAGUUAUCUUCCAUUUGUCUCUUUCCCAUUAGUGUCAUGUCAUCAGCAGAUGUUGACAUGAAGAAAUCUACUCUUUUUUGACAGGUCAUGACUCACGAAAUCGUAAUGACACGAUUGCACCAAUGCACGAUUGUUUGCAAUAGUGUCAUUACGAUUUCGUGAGUCAUGUUGACGGCAGUGAAGGGACUUGAGCUAGAGUUCGUCACGGCCAUGCUAGCUGGAGAUUCGUCUGUAAAAACUUGCAUUUGUGGUCACAGUGGUGCCUGUGCUAACCUUCCUAGGAUGUAGAAAUAUACCUAGUUGGACGAAUCUUAUUGUGGCUAGCUGGUCUAGUGGCUAACGCGACGGGCUGGAGUUUUGAGACUCUCUGACCGCGGGUUCAAUCCCGGCCGGAGUAUGGUUUGACAAGUCAUUUACAUACUGUACAUCAGAAAUAUUUUGAAGAAUUGUUAAAUGUUGAUGAUAGGGAAGCUGUGAUUUCGUGUAUAGGGAAAGGAGGAAUAACAUCUUGCAGGAGUGAGGAAGAGCCAAUUGUGAGUGUGGGGAAAGUUCAUGAGGCAUUGGGUAGAAUGAAAAGGGGUAAGGCAGUAAGGAUUGAUAGGAUAAAGAUAGCAAUGUUAAAAGCAGGUGGAGAUAUAUUUUUGGAGUGGUUGGUGCUUUUAUUUAAUAAAUGUAUGGAAGAGGGUAAGGUACCUAGGGAUUGGCAGAGAGCAUGCAUAGUUCCUUUGUAUAAAGGCAAUGGGGACAAAAGAGAGUGCAAAAAUUAUAGGGGAAGAAGUCUGUCGAGUAUACCUGGUAGUGUAUAGCAAGAGUUAUUAUUGAAGGAUUAAAGAGUAAGAUGGAGAGUAGGAUAGCAGAUGAACAAGGAGGCUUUAGGAAAGGUAGGGGUGUGUAGACCAAGUGUUUACAGUGAAACAUAUAAGUGAACAGUAUUUAGAUAAGGGUAAAGAAGUUUUUGUGGUAUUUAUGGAUUUGAAAAAGGCAUAUGUCAGGGUGGAUAGGGGAGCAAUGUGGGAAAUGUUGCAAAUGUUUGGAAUAGGAGGUAGGUUACUGAAAUCAAUGAAGAGUUUUUAUGAGGGUAGUGAGGCUCAGGUUAGAGUAUGUAGGAGAGAGGGAGAUUAUUUCCCAGUAAAAGUAGGCCUUAGACAAGGAUGUGUGAUGUCACCAUGGUUAUUCAAUAUAUUUAUAGAUGGGGUUGUAAGAGAAGUGAAUGCGAGGGUGUUGGGAAGAAUUGUGAGGUUAAAAGAUAAAGAAUCUAACACAAAGUGGGAGUUGUCACAGUUGCUCUUUGCUGAUGACACUGCUUUUGGGAGAUUCUGAAGAGAAGUUGAAGAGGUUGGUGGACGAGUUUGGUACGGUAUGUAAAAGUAGAAAAUUAAAAGUGAAUAUAGGAUGAGGAUAAAAAAAUUAGGUGAUGAAAGAUCGGAUAUCAGAUUGGAGGGAGAGAGUAUGGAGGAGGUGAAUGUAUUUAGAUAUUUAGGAGUGGACAUGUCAGCAAAUGGGUCUAUGAAAGAUGAGGUGAAUCAUAGAAUUGAUUAGGGGAAAAAGGUGAGUGGUGCACUUAGGAGUCUGUGGAGACAAAGAACUUUGUCCAUGGAAGCAAAGAGGUUAAUGUAUGAGAGUAUAGUUAUACCAAUGCUCUUAUAUGGAUGUGAAAUAUGGGUGGUGAAUGUUGCAACAAGGAGAAGGCUGGAAGCAGUGGAGAUGUCGUGUCUGAGAGCAAUGUGUGAUGUAAAUAUAAUGUAGAGAAUUCGUAGUCUGGAAAUUAGGAGGAGGUGCGAGAUUACCAAAACUAUUAUCCAGAGGGCUGAGGAGGGGUUGUUGAGGUGGUUCAGACAUGCAGAGAGGAUGGAAGGAAAUAGAACGACUUUGAGUGUAUAAAUCUGUAGCGGAGAGAAGGCAGGGUAGAGGUCGGCCUAGGGAAGGUUGGAAGUAGGGGGUAAAGGAGGUUUUGUGUGCGAGGGGCUUGGACUUCAGCAAGCAUGUGCAAGUGUGUUAGGAGCGAAUGCAGACGAAUAGUUUUUAGGACUUGAUGUGCUGUUGGAGUGUGAGCACGGUAACAUUUAUGAAGGGAUUCAGGGAAACUGGCAGGCAGGACUUGAGUCCUGGAGAUGGGAAGUACAGUGUCUGCACUCUGAAGGAAGGGUGUUAAUGUUAGUUUUGUAACUGUAGUGUAAACAUGCCUCUGGCAAGACAGUGAUGGAGUAAAUGAUGAUGGUUUUUCUUUGUCGGGCCACCCUGCCUUGGUGGGAGACGGCCGAUGUGUUAAUAAUAAAAAAAUAAACAUCAGAAAUAGAAUGGGUCUGAGGACUGACCCUUCUAAAAAUUUGCUUGGUCUCAGACCGGGCCACAGGGCCGUUGACCCCCAAAACCCUCUCCAUCCUGACAUUUCCUCCGUCAUUACUGCUUUUUUCAGGUAUAUUUACCUCUUGUAACUUUCCCAGUUUUCUGUGAAAAUAUGCAAUCAACCCAUUUUUCUUUCUUGCCCACUGUCACCCAAAUUGUAAAUUUUGAUUGUUUAUAAUACAGGAUGUGCCAUCUCAGAACUUUUGUUGCAGAUGUUAUAAUCUGGCUUACCGUCUUAAUCACCUUACAUGGUGUGCAUGUUUAUUGCUACCUGUCACUCAUUUUGAAUAUCAAUAUAAUGUUGGCAAGUUAUUGUCUGGUCACUCCUAUCUCUUGUGUGUAUAUGUGAAAGUUGCAUUCUUAGGGCUUCAGCAUCUUCAUUCACUAUGCUAGGGAAAGAUUCUACCUGGUUCCAUGGGCUUUAAUGUGUGGGGUUCUCUCAGAUACCUCAUUACUACUGUACAUUAUUUUAAUGUUUUACAGCAGUACUCGUGAUUGGAUUGCAUCCUCCCUGGUUCUGGUAGUGACUUCUGAUCACUUGUAAAAGUCAUUUUGAAUCUUCUUUGAAGUUCUGCAUAUACUACUAUUGUUAUUUUUGAACAGUUCUGAUGUGACUAUGAAGUGGUUUUGAAUUAGUUUGCUUUGGCUGGUCUUUGUACUGUACUGUACUGAUCUUCUAUGCUUUCCUGCUUUUGAGUUGUCUCCUAGAAUUGUUGGUAGAACUAUGGACUGUCCUUGUAUUUCAUACUUCUCUUUAAGCAGGAAUGUAUCUCUCUCCCAGUACCUUUGGGUUAAGCAGUCCAUUAUGCGCUUUGUGGACUGUCUCCUGAGUGUGUACUACUGUGCUGUGCCUAGACAAGUCGAGCUGUAGCUCCACUUUAAAUUGAAUAUUGCAGUCAAUUCUUUUCUCUUGCUUCACUGUAUCUUUGAAAUUUAUAUAUAAAUUUGCUUUUAGUACCUUUUAGUUUAUUUCACUUGUUCACAAUCUUAUGCUAAAUUAUUAUUAUAAUCAAGGGGGAAGCGCUAAACCCGGAGGAUUAUACAGCACCUGGGGGGGGGGAUGUGGAAGGCAUUCAGGCUUAAUUCGGGAAACUGGAGCACAGAUCCAAUUCCCUAAAUCAAGAGCCCCUCACCAACAUCAAGGAACCUUCCUUGAGGGGUCUUAUGCUAAAAACAUUCCUCUUGUGUUCUUUUUGCCUCAUCAUUGCAGCUUUCAUCUAUGCCCCUUUUUUUUCUUUUCGGUGUCUAACAGUGUCCUGGUCUAUCCUGCUAUUUCCUUUCCAUAUCUUUAUCAUUACCUUGUCACCUCCUACCCUACGCUCUUGUGUAUCAUGAGGUGCUGCUUUGGUGUUUCUUCCUAGGUGAUGCCCCUAUUUUAUGGGAUUAACUUUAAAAAGUUUAGCAGUUAACAUCUAAAAUUUGAGCUUCACAAUGUGCAGACUCAAUGUUGGUGCUGCACACAUGAGGAUUAUCUUGAUAUGUGAGAUUUACAGUGUUUUGAAUGAAUCCCUGUUCAGCUUUCUUAUUGCAUUUCUUAUAUUGGCCAGGCAAUCAUACACUGCUAAUGUAUCCACUUUGUAUUUGUCUUGGGGAAGAGGCUAGUUGAUGUUCACCUCCAGAUCCUUAACUCUCAUGCAGACUUGGUUACUUCCUUACAAAGUAAUACUCCAUCACCACUUGCCUUUUUCCAUUAUUAUUACAUUUGUAACGGUAAGGUGGAGUGCAAAACCCGAGGGAACAGAAGGCAGUCAUUUCAAGGGAGAUUCCUCAGUGCUGGCAAGGGGCUGCAUGACCCUUGGGGGUUUAGCACUUCCUCUAUAAUGGGAUGGAAAGGUAAUACUGGUUCAAUUUCUUGGAUCAAGAGCCUCUCUUUCAUUAAGGCACCUCUGAGAAAUUGCCAUUUCUGAACUAUAAUCAUUACUUUAAACAGAGGGGGUUAAACUUGAAUUAUGUUGGACUAUUUGUGCAGUGCUUUCCACUCCUUUCUGUUCAUAUCCAUCUCCUAAUCUUUACACUAAUGAUCCUUAGGACUACUUUUGCCUAGUCUAAAAUUUCAUCUCCCCAUACAACCACAGAAGGAUGAAAUAGAGCCUGAGUUCUUAGAUUCAUAAACAGAAUCCUUGUCAAACUCUCAAGGGGCAAGUAGUACUGUAAUUGGUAGGAAUAUAAUUAUUAAUAAAGUGCUAAACUCAAAAGGGUUGAUAUGUAUGAAUAGAUUAUUAUUCAAACAAUGCCACCUGAAAGAGAAUUUACACCAGUACCAGUUUCCACAGGGGGCCAUGGGGGGGAGAUACUGGUUGUCUCCUUGAUAUAUUGUCUUAAUUGGUAUUAAUUCACUUAAUUGUUGUACUAGUCCAGAUUAAAAAGAGCAUGUAGUUUUUUCUUGGAAACUUGUACUGUAUAUUUAUUGGUAACUUUUAAAUAAUUUCCUGAUAAUUUUUUUAUGCUUGUACAGUGAAAAAAAAACUUACUGCAAGCAUCAUUAUUAAUAAUAAUAAUCAAAAGAAGUACUGAACCUACAAGGGUUAUAUAGUGCAGUUUAUUUGUGCAAACUAUUUCUCAAUUUUAGAUGGCUGUAUUCAAAAGAGCAUGUUCCAUCUAUUACCUUUCUUGCUACUCUAGUUUCUGCCAAGGAUUAAAUUUAGGAAUAUGAAGACUUCUAGAGCUAUUUAAUACCCUCUGUGGUUAGUGUGUGACACUUAUUGUGUAUGUGUACACAAGUGCUGUUAUUUUUCAACGAGUAUAGGAAAAUCAUUUUAUAAUUUAUUUGCUGUACAGAUGCAAUUGGUAGUUUUGUUCAUUUGGUUGUGAUGUAAUUUGUACAAUAUUUUAUUGUACACUAUUGGUUUACUUCCAAGAAUUAUUGGAAGAUAUGGUCUUAACCAAAGAUGUUCUGCUAUUUAGUUUUGUUUUAUUAAGGGUUUGGAAGGGAGGGUUAUUGGGUAAGUGAAACAUUCACACUGGUUAAUUUGUUAUCUUUGUAAACAACUGUACCUCAAAAUGUUGGGAGCCAGUGAAAUGUUGAAGUUCCUUGCCUUCUGAAUAUGUAUAAAGGUUAUUAGUAGUAGUAUUGGUAUUACUCCUUGUAAUAGCCAGUAAAGUUUUAAUACUUUUCCAAUCUUUAAUCAUUGCACUAGUAGAAGGCAGCUGCAUGACACAAUAGUUUAUUUAUUGGCCUAGAAGUGUCAAAAUUAUACACUGUUUUGCAAAGCAAUUCUUUUUAGUUAAAAUUAUUUUUAUGACACAAGAGGAAGCAGAGAAUGCAUUAAAAAAAAGCUUUUACCUACAGGUGUACAUUAGUGUCCAGGAAAUGGAGUUUGAUUUAUUCACCUUUUCAUGUUUAAUUAUAUUGAAUAUGUUUGAUUAUAAUAAUAAUAAUAAUAUAUUGAAUAUGUCAAGUAAAACUGGUUUUGUGUUAUUGUAGAAGUUCUUGUACAUUUGCUGUGAAAUAUAAGAUAUGAAGAUUACAAACAUUAAAUAAAUGCUUAUUUUUUCUAAUAA
This is a messenger RNA of Cherax quadricarinatus, 15584 nucleotides long. Lineage: Eukaryota; Metazoa; Arthropoda; Malacostraca; Decapoda; Parastacidae. The record is from RefSeq and is a predicted model, not a curated record.